UAACAUUGUUUAAUCUUGUGACGUAAGGUUAAAAGUAUCUUAAUAAAAAAAUAUUUUAAGUUAAAAGUUUUUUUUUCGGUAGAAUUAAUAAAAAGUUUGCCAAACCAAUUAAACAAGAGAUGAAUAAAGUAUUCGAAAUUCGAUUAUUUAAUAAAGAAAAUAAAUGGUAAAAGCAACAAUAAUUAAAGAGCGUGAGUAUGAAAUUCAUUUGAUCGAAUAUAACCAGUAAAAAAUGGAAAAGAUUCCCGAGAUAAACGUUCAAAAAUCUUUGCAACAUGAAAAUAACCAAUGGAUCACGAUCGACGAGGUUUUAGAACAAAUUGGUCAGAUUGGCAAAUUCCAAAUUUUUGUUCUUAUACUUUUCAGUUUACUUUACAUGCCUCCAGCAUUUCAGGCUUUUAAUAUAGUAUUUUUGGCAGAUUCUCCUAAAUGGCAAUGCACUGGAAUUAGUCAAGAAUGCAAUAGUACAAAUUUGUUUUUGGCAGAUAACGAUAAACGGUGUAAAUUAAAUCGAUCUUCAUGGAAGUACUCGAAACCAAAUUCAUACUCUAUUGUGACACAGUUUGAUUUGAUAUGUAAAAGAGAUUCAUAUGCAUAUUUGGCUAACUCAGCACUUUUCCUGGGUGAAAUUAUUGGUACUAUUUUGAUUGGGUGGUUAUCUGACAGAUAUGGACGCAAGAAAGUUUUAAUUCCAGCAUAUAUCGGACUUAUUCUGUUUUCCUUUAUUGGUAGCUUCUCCACAAACAUUUUUUUAUUUAUUUUUUUGCGUGGCUUAGUUGGAAUAUGCUUUGGUGGUGUUCUCCUCAGCAAUAUGGUUUUAUCUGUAGAAUUGGUUUUAGCAGAGCGACGUGCUUUAGCAGGUCUUGUUAUAUGGAAUAUGUGGACGUUAGGAUUGUUUAUAAUGACAUUAUUUGCAUGGUUAUUAGAAGAUUGGAGGAAGCUUAGCAUGAUUUUAUCAGCCCCAUUUCUUAUUUUUGCUCUUGGUGGAUGUUUCAUACCUGAAUCAGUGCGAUGGCUUCGCACAAAAAAUCAUUUACAUGAAGCUGAAGCAAUUUUAAGAAAAGUAGCAAAGAUCAAUAGAAGUUCCUAUCCUGAAGGAAAGAAACUAAUUCCAAUUCAUGAGAGUGAAAUAGCAAGGGGAUCAUAUAAGGAUUUAUUUAAAGGGUGGACAAUGUCAAGAAAAGCAAUUGCAGUUGCAAGCAUGUGGUUCACAAAUGAUUUUAUAUACUAUGCAAUAACUAUAGCUGCGGGUAAUUUUACAGGAAACUUGUACCACGACUUUAUGUUUAUUUGUUCUGUUGACUUUCCAGCAAACCUAGUUUCUAUAUAUGUAAUAAACAGAAUAGGUCGUAAAAGAGGUGCGAUAGCUGGCUAUUCUGUUACAUGUGUGUGUUUAGUAUCUUUAGCUCUCAUGCAAAUAUUUGAAAUAAAAAUUUUACCUGUUAGUGUCACAAUUGCAAUGAUUGCAAAGUUUUCCAGUCUUCUUACGUGGCUUACUGUUCAAAUUUGGACUGGUGAAUUGUAUCCAACUGCCAUCAGAUCUCGGGCAAUGGCAUUGUUUUUUUUAAUGGGUGUAUCAGGUGGCGCAGCUUCUCCUUGGUUGUCACAGUUCACUAGACAAUUUUGGGCACCUUUGCCAUUUCUCAUAAUGGGUUGUGCUCCUGUAGUACCAUUGCUAUUUUGUUUCACUCUUAAAGAAACCAAAGGUCUAAUUGUUGUUGAUAGUUUAUUGGAAACUGAAAAACUUAAUAAAGACGACAAAAAUAUAGAUUUUGAUGCAGAUCUUUCAGUUUACGAAAAUGUUCGAUUAGCAGAGAAUGAUCGUUCUUCUAUAUUUCAAACAGAUUGAAGCUAUUGUGUAUAUGUAUAGACUUUAUAUAAAAAAAAAUUUAAUUUGAUUUUUUAUAAAUGUAUAAUAGAAGUAAAUUUCAA
Hydra vulgaris (swiftwater hydra) is the source of this 1932-nucleotide messenger RNA. RefSeq names its product organic cation transporter-like protein. Gene Ontology annotation, molecular function: transmembrane transporter activity. Gene Ontology annotation, cellular component: membrane. The record is from RefSeq and is a predicted model, not a curated record. Gene Ontology annotation, biological process: transmembrane transport. NCBI's taxonomy places the organism in Eukaryota, Metazoa, Cnidaria, Hydrozoa, Anthoathecata, Hydridae.